CCUUUGACAGAUCCAAGACUCUAAAGAAGACAAUGCCAGCAAAGUUGCCUUUCAACUUUAAGAAAUGGACUGUGAACAAAAUUGUGCAGUACCUUGAACAAGAAGAACUUGGACAAUGGGCAGAUAAAUUCAAAGGGAACCUAAUGAUCGUGAGAGAAUCCUGUUCUGUAUCAGGAAGCUCUGGGAAGUCCAAGGUGUUCAAUGAUCCCAUCCACGGGCAUAUGGAGUUACACCCACUUCUUGUCAAAAUCAUUGACACGCCUCAGUUCCAGAGACUACGGAAUAUCAAGCAGCUUGGAGGGGCAUCAUCAAAUACAGUCGCAAGCGGCGUUAGUUGCAUCCCCACUGAUGGAGACACCGGAGCUCAGCCGUGAGGAAAAUUUCCCCAAAAAUUAAUCUGAAGUUUUGGAAGAUCAAAACUGAUAAAUAGAAAGCAAAAAUUCCCUAACAAAUGUAUGCUUCUUUGCGUAUUCUCUGUGUUUUCUUUAUAAUUGGAAUCUGCCAACAUAUGUAAUGGAGUUUUUCAUUUAAAGUGAACAUUUAAUUUGUGGUUCAGGGAUUUCAAAUAUUUAGUGGUGUUUGGUUUUAAUGUUAAUCAUGUGAAUUAAUGUGGAAAUCAGAUUAGAUACAUUUUGAUUCUGAGUGAUGUUUGAUUGAGAUUUUUUUCUGGUGGUGGUUGUGGAUCCAGUUUGGUUAUUUUACUGAAUAUUUCUUCCACUACAGGAUUUACUGUUACUUAUUCACAGUUUAUUCACUUUUAUUAAUGGCAUCUUUUAUUUUGUUAAUUAUUCUACCUUUUGAUACUCUUGAGAAGCACUAUGUUUUUCAUCUAUCAAUAUGAAAAAAGCAUUUAAUACUCAUACGAUAAAGGCUCAAAUCUUUUUUUUUUAUGUAAUCAUUUGUAUGAAUGUGGUUAAGGCAAACUUUGGGUUUCAUUGUGUUUUGCUCAUUGUGUGAAAAUGUUUUAUAUUGUUAUUAUGUAAUGUAGCUAUAAAGGGAAACCUACCAGAGGUUAUUAGAAGUUUUGAACUUCAUUCCUAUUGAGACAGGUUGAUAAUAGAAUAUUUGAAAUAAAACUCUUUUACUCUUCAUUAUGUGACUUUGCGCAGUUAAACUUGUCUAACACUUGAGGGAAUCAUUCACUUGCAUGUUCCAGCUGUCACCCAGGAAUAGAAAGGCUGCUCAACUAUAAAAACAGUUGAAUUUGAACUUUAUUGAUGCAAUGUGUAAAAUGUACAAAUUGUUUGUACAGUAGCAGGUGAUAUGUAACCCCCAAAGCACAAAAGAUUAUUUCUCUUGUGUGCACAAGAUAAUAUAUUGUGUUAUUUAAGUUAUGGUCAUACAUGAAAUAAGUAACAACCGAUGCACAUAAAGAAAAUGUAUAAUAUAACCUAAGAAUAAGUAAUGUAUGUCAUUGAUGUCAAAUUUUACAUUUACUGCCUUAAUUCUCAACAUGCCUCAUGACAAGAGUCUGAACUGAAGCAUCUGUCAUUUAUUCAUUUUCUUAUUAUUAUUGUCCUGUGGCUUCCAUACUCUUCUACAAUUGUAAAACAAAUAUUUUUUGGUUGGUGUUGGUGACACAAAACAAGACAUUUAAAGAAGUCGCCUUAAGGUUAAGGAUCUUCGAUGGAGAUUUUCCACAAUUUUCUAAUAUUUUCUUGACCAAACAACUAAUCAAUUAAUCGAGAAAAUAAUCACAGAUUAAUGAUAAAGACUUUAAUUGUUAGUUGCAGCCAUAUAUCUCAUCACAUUCCCAUCAGUCUCCACAGAGUGUCUCCUUACAGCAAAAAGGUCCCAGAUUCCAUCCAUCCUGGCCUCUAAUGGGGAACCCUGUCAAGCUUCAGCAUCUAAUCAUUAAUAGAUCUAUGUUCCAACCAUCACUCCUGAUCAUGAGCUUUGAGGUAGUGACUGAGAAAAUGGGUAGCAGAACCGCUGCUCCCUCGUGACAUAUUGCUACUUUUAAAGGAGCAUUUUUACUGCAUUUUUGUUGUCUUAGUACUUGUACUUUGUGCAAUGACAAUAAAGUUGAUUCUAAUCUAA
Messenger RNA from Dicentrarchus labrax (European seabass), 2040 nucleotides. Its product is annotated as deoxynucleoside triphosphate triphosphohydrolase SAMHD1. Gene Ontology annotation, biological process: dGTP catabolic process; defense response to virus; regulation of innate immune response. Gene Ontology annotation, molecular function: dGTPase activity. The transcript has 4 exons. Gene Ontology annotation, cellular component: nucleus. Bases 33 to 374 code for a protein of 113 amino acids. The record is from RefSeq and is a predicted model, not a curated record. Lineage: Eukaryota; Metazoa; Chordata; Actinopteri; Moronidae.